AUGGCCACCGUCGCAACCAAAACCGCAACUCCCGUCAUGUCUCCUUCCUUCUCCAUGUCGCAGGAUAUCUCCCGCGCCAUUACAGCCUCAGCUCAGAGGACAGAAAAGAACCGCUCGAUCCUCAUCGACGGUAUGCCUCCCGCGCCUCCGCCAUCGCCCGUUGCCUUCUCCAAGGGCAAGGCUUGCUACAAUAAUAUCCCCAGCUUGAGUCUGGAGUGA
Molecule: messenger RNA, 219 nt
Organism: Penicillium expansum
Lineage: Eukaryota; Fungi; Ascomycota; Eurotiomycetes; Eurotiales; Aspergillaceae
Exons: 1
Coding region: 1-219 (72 amino acids)
Source: RefSeq, a predicted model, not a curated record